AUGUCACAAUCACCACUAUCGCAAUCGUUAUCAUCCACCUUCUCAAACCUCACCCUCCAAGACCACCACCAUCGCCACGUUUUGACAACCACCAGCAAUCCAAACAAUAACCCACUACUAAUCCCCGAACUCCUAGAAAUAAUCCUAACCUCCAUCCCGCAAUUAGAAGUCCUAACGACCUGUCGAUCGAUUUGUACCCUCUGGCGGGAUAUAAUCGAUACAUCACCAUUACUCAAAUACACCACAUGGAGGACCGAAACCAUCCCCGGUCGUCGCACACAAGACGCUUUAAAGAUCACAGCUAGGAAUUAUAAAAGAAACCCAAUAGUUCUUGAAAUACUUUCUAGUUUUUGGAGUAGAUUGAACAGUCUACCUCCACAGAAUAUAACUCCGUCUGAAGCCGAAUUAUACGAAGACCACGACGAUGAUAUCAAUCUAGAAUCUAAAAAGAAGAAAAAGAAAAAGAAGAAGGAUCCCCCCAAAAUAAACCCAACAACCUUCCUCUCCCGCUAUCACAAAAUCUGCAACACCCAAAUCUUCUCCAACUCCCCGCCAUUAGACAUCUCAAUCCGCAUCACCCUUCAAAAAUACACUACAAAACACAUAAUAGCCCGUUCGUACCGUUCCAUCUCAACGGAUAUAGGUACAGGGUGGAUUACAGAUUUAUCCGUGAUUUUGAAUCUGAUGGAGGAGAUUAUACAGUUGUGGAAUGAAGGGGUUUAUGUGGAGGGGAAGAGGAAUAGUUUACAGGCGGAGAUUGGGUGGUGUGUUUUUUUGUAUGGUGAUGAUGAAAAGGGGGGGAAGAGGAGGGAGUGUGAGGUUUCGCAGAAGGUGGAUUUUGAGUGUGUGAAGCCCUGGGGGGUGGGGAUUUUUGAGGGGAGGGUGAGGGCUGUUGGGUAG
This is a messenger RNA of Orbilia oligospora ATCC 24927, 900 nucleotides long. RefSeq lists its product as uncharacterized. The record is from RefSeq and is a predicted model, not a curated record. The transcript has a single exon. The coding region runs from base 1 to 900 and encodes 299 amino acids. NCBI's taxonomy places the organism in Eukaryota, Fungi, Ascomycota, Orbiliomycetes, Orbiliales, Orbiliaceae.